GCUGGGAGGAACCGGGAAAAUUCGGGAAUGGGAGCUGGGAGGAACCGGGAAAAUUCGGGAAUGGGAGCCAGGAAUGGCCGGGGAAAUACAGGAAUGGGAGCCGGGAGGAAGAGGGAAAAUUCGGGAAUGGGAUCCCGGGAAAAUUCGGGAAUGGGAUCUGAAAAGAAGCAGGAAAAUUCGGGAAUGGGAGCUGGGAGGAACUGGGAAAAUUCGGAAAUGGGAUCCCUGGAAAAUUUGGGAAUGGGAGCUGGGAGGAACCGGGAAAAUUCGGGAAUGGGAGCCGGGAAUGGCCGGGAGAAUCUGGGAAUGGGAUCACUGGAAAAUUCGGGAAUGGGAGCUGGGAAUGGCCGGGGAAAUACGGGAAUGGCAUCUGGGAGGAACCGGGAAAAUUCGGGAAUGGGAUCCCUGGAAAAUUUGGGAAUGGGAGCCGGGAGGAACCGGGAAAAUUCGGGAAUGGGAUCCCUGGAAAAUUUGGGAAUGGGAGCCGGGAGGAACCGGGAAAAUUCGGGAAUGGGAUCCCUGGAAAAUUUGGGAAUGGGAUCCCUGGAAAAUUCGGGAAUGGGAUCUGGGAGGAGCUGGAAAAUUCGGGAAUGGGAUCCCUGGAAAAUUCGGGAAUGGGAUCUGGGAAUGGCCGGGGAAAUUCGGGAAUGGGAGCUGGGAAUGGCCGGGAAAAUCUGGGAAUGGGGCUCGGGAGGAAACGGAAAAAUUCAGGAAUGGGAUGCCGGGAAAAUUCGGGAAUGGGAUCUGGGAAGAACCGGAAAAAUUCGGGAAUGGGAUCACUGGAAAAUUCGGGAAUGGGAUCUGGGAGGAAAUGGGAAAAUUUGGGAAUGGGAUCCCUGGAAAAUUCGGGAAUGGGAUCCCUGGAAAAUUCGGGAAUGGGAUCCGGGAGGAACCGGAAAAAGUUGGGAAUGGGAUCCGGGAAUGACCGGGAAAAUUCGGGAAUGGGGCCUGGGAGGGGCCGGGGCUCGUGGGGCAGCGAGAGGAUCCGCGGAAUUCCGCACGGAGACGAGGGAACAUCGCACGGAAAUGCUGGAAUUUCACACGGAGAUGAGGGAAUUUCACUCAGAAAUGUUGGAAUUCUGCACAAAAACGAGGGAAUUUUGCACGGGACCAGCGGGAUUUCAGGCGGAAGCGAAGGAAUUGGGGGAAUUUCGCCCGAAAACGAGGGAAUCCUGCACGGAACCGAGGGGAUUGUGCACAGAACCGGCAGAAUUUUGCGUGAAAAUGAGAGAAUUUUGCACAGAACCGGCAGAAUCUUGCACGAAAACGAGAGAAUUUUGACCAGAAUCGGAAUUUCACACGAGAAUGAGGGAAUUUUGACGGGAACUGCUGGAAUUUCACACGAGAACGAGGGAAUUUCGCACAGAACCGGCAGGAUUUCGCAUGAAAACAAGGGAAUUUUAACUGGAAUCGGCGGGAUUUCACAUGGAAGUUCGGAAAUUUUGACCAGAACCGGCAGGAUUCGGGACGGAACCGAGGGAAUUUUGACUGGAACCGGCGGAAUUCUGCAUGAAAACGAGGGAAUUCCAACCGGGAUCAGAGGAAUUCCACACAAAACAAUUCCGCAAAGCACCUCGGGGAUCUCGCAGGAAAAUUCGGGAAUUUUGACCAGAACCGUCAGGAUUCGGGACGGAACCGAGGGAAUUCUGACCGGAACCGGUGGAAUUCCUCACGAAAAUGAGAGAAUUCCAACCAGGAUCAGAGGAAUUCCGCACAGAACCUCGGGGAUCUCGCAGGAAAAUUCGGGAAUUUUGACUGGAACCGGCAGGAUUCAGGAUGGAACCGAGGGAAUUCUGCGCAGAACUGCCGGAAUCCCGGACGGAACCUCGGGGGUUUUGAGCAGAACCGGCAGAAUUCCGCAGGAAAAGCCGGGAAUUUCGGCCAGGAUUUCAGGCAGGAUGGCGAACCCGGGCAGAGCGCCCCGCCCCCCGCGGGCAGGCCCCGCCCCCGGCCCCGCCCCCGGCCCCGCCCCGGGCGCACCUGGGGCGCAGGUGAGCCCGGCCAAGGUGUUCGUGUGCCACUGCGGGAAGGCGUUCUCGCACCGCAGCAUGCGGCAGCGGCACGUCAACAUGCACCUGGGGCUGCGGCCCUUCGGCUGCGCGCUGUGCCGCAAGCGCUUCAAGAUGAAACAUCACCUGGCGGAGCACAUGAAAACGCACACCGGGCUGCGGCCCUACACCUGCGGCACCUGCCAGCGUGCCUUCAUGUGGCGGGACAGCUUCAUGAGACACCGGGGCACCUGCGCGGGGACAGCCGGCACACCUGAGUGACACCUGAGUGACACCUGUCACACCUGGGCACAGGUACUGUCACACCUGUCACACCUGCGGCACCUGCCAGCGCGCCUUCAUGUGGCGGGACAGCUUCGUCAGGCACCGCGGAACCUGCGCGGGGACAGCCGGCACACCUGAGUGACACCUGACACACCUGAGUGACACCUGACACACCUGGGCACAGGUACUGUCACACCUGUCACACCUGCGGCACCUGCCAGCGCGCCUUCAUGUGGCGGGACAGCUUCGUGAGACACCGCGGAACCUGCGCGGGGACAGCCGGCACACCUGAGUGACACCUGAGUGACACCUGACACACCUGAGUGGCACACCUGUCACACCUGACACACCUGAGUGACACCUGAGUGA
Passer domesticus (house sparrow) is the source of this 2642-nucleotide messenger RNA. RefSeq lists its product as uncharacterized. The transcript has a single exon. Gene Ontology annotation, biological process: regulation of transcription by RNA polymerase II. Gene Ontology annotation, molecular function: RNA polymerase II cis-regulatory region sequence-specific DNA binding; DNA-binding transcription factor activity, RNA polymerase II-specific. Lineage: Eukaryota; Metazoa; Chordata; Aves; Passeriformes; Passeridae. The record is from RefSeq and is a predicted model, not a curated record. The coding region runs from base 591 to 2270 and encodes 559 amino acids.